Pisolithus orientalis is the source of this 1725-nucleotide messenger RNA. RefSeq lists its product as uncharacterized. Lineage: Eukaryota; Fungi; Basidiomycota; Agaricomycetes; Boletales; Pisolithaceae. The transcript has 4 exons. The record is from RefSeq and is a predicted model, not a curated record. The coding region runs from base 1 to 1725 and encodes 574 amino acids.
AUGCACUGCAGGAUGCGAAUGAGCCCUUGGGCCUAUGAGGCCAAGCACGCAGCGCUUCAUGGAGCGAAACGGUACGACGAAGCCAUCGAUGCUUUCAAAUCUAUGCAGCAAGUGAUCAAAGAGUCCCGUGACCCUGCAAUCAGGCAACUGUGCAAGAAUUACCUGUCUCCGUCCGAGACGGUUGCAGUUAUUGAUCCUAUCAUCCACAGGACUCUCAAAAACUGUCCCCUUGUCGUCCUCGAUGUUACCACUGGUCGCCUUUGUGACAUUACCCAGCGGAUGCGUAUCUUCAAGAUCAGUCCUACCUUCAAAGAACUUGUUUCAUCCAUGAUGAAAGCCAUGGACGACAAGUGGAUCCUACGAGUCAUUGCAAGUUUUUUCGGAUACAUCAUGUUCUCUCAUGCAUGGCAGGGAGAGGAACCCUCAUUCCAGGACGUCAACAUGGUCAAAUCCGUGUGGAACCUUCCUGAAACGCCACUGAACAGGAAGUUGCGCAGUUUUUGCAACGAAACGCGUAGACUUGGUCACAAUUGGGCAUGGUCGGAUACGUGUUGCAUUGACAAGACCAAUCCCUCCGUCGUUCAUCAAUCCCUUACAUCUAUGUACAAAUGGUAUGCAGAUUCGGCUGCCACGCUUGUAUUCCUUGCUGGGGUAGCGCAUCCAUCCAAGCCUGGGGACCUUACACGUAGUUUAUGGAUGACACGAGCAUGGACUUUACAAGAGCUUCUCUCGCCAAGAGUCAUCCUUUUCUAUGAUUCCGAGUGGAAAUUUUACCUCGGCGAUGCUGGAGCGAACCACAAGGAAUCACAGCAGAUCACACAAGAACUAGUAGACACUAUCGAGAUUGUCCGCGGAACCAUUGUCACGUUCUCUCCAGAUGAUCUGGGAGUGCGCGAGAAACUACGUCUCGCUUCGACGCGCAACGCGACGGUUGAGGAAGACGUUGCAUACUCUCUCAUUGGCGUAUUCAAGUCCGAUAUCAGGCCCAACUACGGCGAGGGAGCCGACGCUCUCGGUCAUCUCCUGGAGGAGAUUGUGGCCCGCUUUGGCGACGUCACCGUGCCUGCAUGCUUCCAUUUCCGUUUACAACCAAACUCCCUACAACCCUACAUCUCUGGAAGGGGAAGAGAUGGAAACUUGCACCACGAAAUUACGCACCAAGAAGCCUUGAGCAUCUAUGGUCAUAUCAACUUUCUUCCGCCCGCACGUUUCGCCUUCCGACGUCUAUAUCUUCCAUGCAUCGUCUUCCCUAUCAGAAGACUCGGUAUACAGGGGAUACGCAGAGGCAACGAGAAACUAUAUCACGCCAAGGUAUCCGGGCUUGGAAGAGUGGAUUUUACGACCGCCGAUGAUCUCCCGCUGAACGAGCCUCAGAAAUUUGCCUUCGCACAUCCGUGGAUUCGUCAUAUCCGAGGUCCGAGUAGCGGGAUUGCCUGGGGAAGUGACUCGGAGUCUGAUACUGACCAUGAGUCUAAUUUGGAUGGCGACGCUAGAUCGGAUGAAGUUACACCAUUAUACGCUGUCCCCGAACCUCAGGUUGACAGCUAUACCCAGGCACUACAGAUGAUCGCUCGCCUCGGACAGCCAUUUAACGCGUUGCUUCUCGCACAGCAGCCAAAUGGGGAGUACAAGAGGGUCGCUGCAGAGGACGAGAUUGUCGUCUCUGGACUCGGAACGAAUGUCACCUCCAAGAACAUUCGGGCGCACGUCAUGGAAAUCCUUUGA